AUGAUUACUAUGACGAAGAUAAAGUUGAAAAUGUUGCUGCCACUCUUAUUAUACUUAUCAUCACUUUGUCUAUUUUUACAAAUUGUAAACUCACAGCCAUGGACUCCUGAUCUUCAGAAAUUGCUAAAGCUUCACAAUAAACUGAGACAUGAUUUGAUGGAAUGUAAGGUACCGGGUCAGCCUCCAGCCAAAUAUCUUCCAGAUCUUAUGGCCUGGGAGAAUACUACUCAUGUUGGAUGUGGUAUUAAAGACUGCAGAGGUACAUCAUUUGGAUUUGGAUUAUCUAUCGUUUGUAAUUACGGUGAAGGUGGCAAUUAUCCUGGUCGAUACCCGUAUACAUCAAAGCCAGCUAGUGAAUGUGGUAAAACACCAGUUCCAAUUAAAACGACACCAAGGCCAGCUGUAAUCAGAACAUCUCAAAAGCCACCAGUUACAAAGAAACUACCGAAGCCCGACUGGACAACACUUAUAUCCACCUGGAGUCAGUAUGCUACUACGCAACAGCUUAAAGGAACUGUGACACAAACAUGUAUUUGUAUUAACUAAAACUUCUGAAUGAAUAUUGAGC
Messenger RNA from Trichobilharzia szidati, 568 nucleotides. The record is from the annotation of a GenBank genome assembly. Lineage: Eukaryota; Metazoa; Platyhelminthes; Trematoda; Strigeidida; Schistosomatidae.